Messenger RNA from Austrofundulus limnaeus, 2111 nucleotides. RefSeq names its product MINDY family member 4B (gene mindy4b). Gene Ontology annotation, molecular function: K48-linked deubiquitinase activity; cysteine-type deubiquitinase activity. The record is from RefSeq and is a predicted model, not a curated record. Lineage: Eukaryota; Metazoa; Chordata; Actinopteri; Cyprinodontiformes; Rivulidae. Gene Ontology annotation, biological process: protein K48-linked deubiquitination. The transcript has 12 exons. The coding region runs from base 708 to 2033 and encodes 441 amino acids.
UGAUGAUGAUGAUGAUGGUGAUGAAGAUGAACUGAAUCAGUAAGUGUCUCUAAUUUAAAGAGUUUUGGACACACUGAUGGUGUUUCUUUCUUUCAUUUAUUUUUAUGAUUUCAUUUCUUUACAGUUAAUCUGUGAAUGUUGUAACUAAAUAUAAAUAAUCUCUGUUUUGUUUUUGCGUCUCACAGAGCAAAGCAACAAAGUUUUACCUCCUACAACCUCAUGGCCUACGCAGGCUGAUGAAGCUGCCCCUCUGAAAGAGAAGGCCUCAGUCACAGGAAGCUAAAACGUUUCGGUGCAGUUUGGGGAACAUUGAUUGAACUGUGGAGGGAAAAGCACAACAGCUCAGAUUUUUACACUUUUUCACACUUUUUAAUGGAAACCAGUUGUACUGGUUUCAUCAGUUCAGUCAGUUUUUAACAUUUUGGCAUCAAACAAACAGAAACAAAUCUGAAGCCAAAGAUCUGGUUAUAGUCAGAUCUUAUAUCAUCAUAGUCGAAGCCAUGAUUGUUAACAUUUGUGUCACGUUUUUAAACUGCAGAGUUGCUCUGAACUCACGUGCAAAUCACUCUCCCUGCCGAGGGAACUGUGGGCCCGGUCUCUUCUGAUCAGUUAAUGUUAAUAUGGUUUUGUGGGCGGAGCCAGAAACCUACAGGAAUUCAACGUGACAUCAUCCUGGGUCUGUGUUCAGGUAGAGGCGGAGCUUCACAAUGGAGGCGGAGAUUCAGCAAAUCCUGGACCAGUUGUCCCACCUGCAGCAGCAAAGGCUGGAGUCAAACCCAAACAUUCUGCUGGAUGUGGGGAAGGAGGAGGACCAGGAUGAGACCUCCCAGCCCAUCAGGAACCCUCCAGGUCUCUGUUACAUCCCCCGACGGUUGGUGGUCCCUGCAGGUCUUGGAGGAACCCCAAUCACCCACCAGCUAACGGAGGACCUGAGGAGGGUUCUGUUUGGAGGCACGUUUCACCUCUUCAACCACGAGUGGAGGAAAUCCUUCUUCCGAUUCAGAGAAGGCGACCCUGAGCUGUCCUACGCUCUGGAAGCGGACAGGGUGAGGGACACAAAGACACCGGAGACCAUCAGAACCACCUGUCAAACAUCAAACACGAGCCCAGCCUUCUCACCUACUCAGGCUGGUUCCGACCGGCAGACACUGCUCAGUCUGAGGGACAUGGGACAGCAGGAGCAGCAGACAGCUCUAGCAGCUGCUCUGUCUGACAGCCUGUGGUUGGCCGGUCAGGAGGAGAGGGCAACUGUUGCCUUGUUGACCGAGGACAGCUACAUCACGUCUCACCUGGACUACACUCUGGACACUUUCACAGAGACGCUGCAGCUGUUUACAUUUGACAGGAAGGGGGACAUCACUAAGUUCAUCCUCGAUCACAUUCACUGUUUUAAUGAGGAGAGUGGUCACGGAGUCAUCCUGUUCCUCUACAGUCUCAUCUGCUCCCGGACUGUCGACGGGGUCAGGGAAGACAUGGACUCCACAACAUCCCACAUGCUGCACCUGAGUCUGGGAAGUUUUGUUUGUCACCAAGCUCUAAUGAAUCUUCUCCUGACUGGCAGAGCUUGUCCUCAAGUCUUUAAUGGGACUCUGUCGUCUGGGGAAGAUGGUGAGCCUCUAGAGUCCCCCCUGAAGGGGGUCUUGUCUCGUGGGGAUGUGGGGUACCUGACCUGGAGCCAGGAGCAGAUGGAACGAGACGUGCUGCCACAGGUGGGCAGCAUGCUGAAGACGCCCCGGUUUCCAGUUUGGGUCUGUUGUAUCAACAGCAGCUUCUCGGUUCUGUUCAGCCUGAACCGGUCCCUGUUGUCCGACUGGAAAAGGGAGCACCAGUUCCAGCUGUUCUACUACAACGGGCAGAACUCUCAGAGGUCCACAGCCCGGCUGACCAUUGAUACUCAGUCUGACCCCUGGGAGGCUCCGCCCCCAAACCCAGAGCAAGACCUGGAGAAAAGGUUCCCUCCUCUGGAGAUGACCAUCAGGACCAAGUGGGACGGAGCCGCCAUCGACUGGAACGGAACGACCCCCUUCUACUGAGGAACUAGACCAGGGGUGGGCAGUCCUGGUCCUGGAGGUCCGCAGUCCUGCAUGUUUUACAUGUUUCCUGGCCCAACA